CAAAUGGUAAAAAGUGUGUUUUUUUUUUUUUUUCAAGUUUUGCAGCAGGGAUGAAAGCUCCGAAACCUACCACCCAACUUGUUUGAGGAGUUUGUUUUGUGGUGAGAAUUUGGGAUAGGGAUGAGAUAAAAUGACACGAAAUCUGGAAAGAUAUGUCAACCGGUCACGAAGGGGGCGCGUUUAACGUGAUUCAGCCAAAAUGCAAACGAGUCCGCGUGCACUGGUGUCUUGGGAGUGGGAGUUGCAGUAAGGAAGUAGGCCAGCCUUCCCACCACCUUUUCCCAUCAUAAAUGUGAAAACGUCUUCCCCCUUGCUCUCCUUCCCUUCCUCACAUCUCAAGGAAUGAGUAUUUACUCUCCUCCCUGUCCCUCUGUCGUAUAAAACUUCAGCGAGUGUGGCUUGCGUUGGAUAGGCCUUUGUUGGCAUAGGAGUUCAAAUUUCUUUGGUUCGGUGGUUUGCUGGGCAAUCGGUCGUGGGUUUUUGUUAUGAGAAAAUGGGAACCGAGGAGAAGCCUGGGAGCGAUCAGGGGCAUGAUGUGAGUUCAUGCGAUAGACCAAUUGUUGUCCCAAUUCAGAUGGUGGAAGACUCAAUGGGAAUAACUGAAGAAAAACAACAUGAUCACCACUGGAAACGGCAAAAUCUCUUCCUAGAGAUACCCUCCAGAACAGCAGGAGAGUCCUCUCAGGAUGCUGUUGGAAUAAAGAUGCCCUCAACACCAACUCCCACUCCCAAGAGAGUAAAUUUUCUCCUCACACCUGAUUCUAUUGACGAAAGAGUUACUGCAUCUCCUGGGCCCUCCCCAUCUAGGGGCAGAACAUCCAUAAGAAGCCUUUUACCAAAAUUAAGUUUCAUUUAUCGAAAUUCCUCAGAUAUUGAAAAGGCCUCCAACCUAGUUUCUGAAGCUUCAUCUACAGGGCCACAAGAAAAGCCUUCAAUCUCAAGGUCAUAUUCACUUACAAAGAUAUUCACUCCUAGGAUGAAGAGAACAUCAUCACUUCCGGUAACUCCAGUUGCACAUUCAAACCCAGAAUCUGCACAUUCUGGAAGCAUUGGUGGACCACUGAGUUCAAGUAGAAAAGGACCCCGGCUGCAGAUAUCUCGUUCCCUUUCAGUCCCUGUCAACAACAAAGAAAGAAGCCUAAGGAGGAUGGAUUCGUUUUUUCGUGUAAUUCCUUCUACACCUCGAGUGAAGGAAGGGGAUUUAUUGUUAAAUGCAUCUCCCACCAGUGAUGCUGAUAAUAAUGAUCAUGAUGGUGAAGACAUACCGGAAGAAGAGGCUGUUUGUAGGAUUUGUUUGGUUGAACUGUGUGAAGGUGGUGAGACCCUCAAGAUGGAAUGCAGCUGCAAGGGUGAACUUGCUCUGGCCCACCAAGAAUGUGCAGUAAAAUGGUUCAGCAUCAAGGGCAACAAGACCUGUGACGUGUGCAAGCAAGAGGUUAAGAAUUUACCUGUCACUCUGUUACGCAUUCAAAGUAUUCGAACUCGAAACACUGGAGGAAAUAGAGUACUUGCUGAUGUUCAGGGAUACAGGGUUUGGCAGGAGGUUCCAGUGCUCGUCAUUAUCAGCAUGCUUGCCUACUUUUGUUUCCUUGAACAGCUACUGGUUGGGAAUAUGGGUACUGGUGCAAUUGCCAUAUCUCUUCCAUUUUCUUGUGUGCUGGGUCUACUCUCAUCCAUGACCUCGUCAACCAUGGUGAGGAGAAGAUUUGUUUGGGUUUAUGCAUCAAUUCAGUUUGCUCUGUUGGUUCUCUUUGCACAUAUAUUUUACUCCUUGGUUCAUUUGCAAGCAGUUUUGUCAAUUCUGCUAGCAACAUUUGCUGGGAUCGGUGUUGCAAUGAGUGGAAGCUCUAUUCUUGUUGAAUUUUUGAGAUGGAGAAGAAGGUUGCGAGCUCGGUCAGAGCAUUAUCAUGGUUCACAAGUGAUGACUAGACGAAGUCAAUUUCCUAGAUCGUUAAAUUCACCACGGAUAGGCCCUCCUGAACGCCACCACCAAACCGAAGUGGGAAAUCCAGAAACCUUUAGCGGGGUCUGAAAUGGUAUCCCACAGGUGGUCAAUAUUGCAUGGUUUAGCUAGCUGAAAAGGCGCUAAGCUAAUUUUGUUAGAUAUGAGACAGGCUAUGUGAUCUAUUUUGUAAUACAUCUCUAACGGCAUCAUAUAUGCAUUUUUAUGUGAUCAAGUUUCAAGACAGAGACUUGUUUUGUACAGGCUUCUGAUGGCAAUAGAAUUAAUGCAAAACGCA
Molecule: messenger RNA, 2240 nt
Organism: Carya illinoinensis
Lineage: Eukaryota; Viridiplantae; Streptophyta; Magnoliopsida; Fagales; Juglandaceae
Product: E3 ubiquitin-protein ligase MARCHF7-like
Exons: 8
Coding region: 494-2032 (512 amino acids)
Molecular function (GO): zinc ion binding
Source: RefSeq, a predicted model, not a curated record